AUGGAGGAGGCUCCUUUGACUUUGGCGCACUCGCACGCGCGCAAAGCAGCUGUGGAAACGUCAAAGUCACAUCUCGCCGUAGCCGCUACCGAACACCUCGCUGCCGCCGAACAAUAUGCCAAAGCACAACCUUCGACCUCCGAUCCCGAAGCCUUGCGUGUGCUAAAGCUCCUGGAAACACAUCACCGCCAGCUAGCUCAUAUCAUCCGCUCAAAACAUACCAUCGCAAAAGCUGUACAAGACGCACAACACGCCGACUCUCCUGAAUCAGACAGCUCAGUAGCCCUCACCUCGCCUUCCGUCGUGCCUUCGUCUGCUCCUACGCCACUCGCCAGAAUACAUCCAUCACGUCGCGAGUCCUCACCUGCUCUCGCAAAAGAUAUAGCCACACGCAGAGGUAUCCCACAACAGUCUUCUUCGCUCAAUCCUCGCAAAACCCCUUCUUUGGCACCGUCCAACGCCACCUCUACAACCUCUGUCGAUCGCCGUGCCCCUCAUAUCCCUGCCAGCUCAGCCCAAUCAAAGGACCAAGACGAUGGCUUCUCUCGCUUCUACUCCAACUGGACCACUGGGCCUCUCUCCCGCUUAUCGUCCAUGCUUGCUUUCACAGCCCUGCCUUUGACAGACACGCCCGAACCAGAUUCGCCUACCUCCUCACGUCACCAGAAGACAAGCGCCAGAGCCUCGAACGACCCUGACGUCAGGUCUCUCAUAUCGCCUGCUGCCUUGAACGCUCUGCAACAGCAUGGUCAUAUCGGUCCCGGCGAGAGCUUCUACGUUAUACCCACGAGUGGUGGUACGGCUUCAUAUGCGAAUAUUGUCACGCGAGAGCAACGCUACGCUCGUCGCCAGCACCUCUCCAACAUCAGCGAAGACGACCCUGCCGAAUUUGUUGAUGCACAAGAGACGCAACCUGCAAGGCUUCCAAAUCGCGGUCUGAUAUCGGAGCGAGAAGAAGAACUACAACUACAAAACGAUACGCUAAAGCAAGCUCUGGAUCAUGUGAGCCAUCGGUUGCAGGCAUUCGAGUCACAUGCUCAAGAUGCUUCCAUGGCUGCAUUGACACACAGUGUAGCCAGCGUGCGAACAACCCACUCUGCUGCUCCAUCCAACGCAUCUAGACAAUCAGACGAUGAGCUACAGGCUGCUUUGAAAGAGAUCAAGAAACUCGAACACGACAAUGCCAAAUUCAGAGCUUACUACGCCAAGCUGAAAGAUAGUGCCAAAGCAAGGAGAGCCGAGCCUAGGGGCUGA
Molecule: messenger RNA, 1254 nt
Organism: Aureobasidium uvarum
Lineage: Eukaryota; Fungi; Ascomycota; Dothideomycetes; Dothideales; Saccotheciaceae
Source: the annotation of a GenBank genome assembly